AUGUUAAGUGAACAUGAUGAAAGGCUAUUUCAUAAAUACUUAGAAAUUUACUCAUCAUAUGUGGAUACCGAUGCUAUAUGGAAUAUGUUUCUGUAUCUGAGUAAAAAUGGUGAUCUUAAUCAAAUCAUGCAAACACAUCUUGGCUCGAUUUUAACGCAGCGAAUUCAGAUUAUUUCAAUCAAAACAUUCAAACAGUACAAUCAGUUGAUCAAUGAAUGUUUAAAACAAAUGAAAGAUGGAAAUCGUGAACAUUUUUUGAGACUACUUGAAACCAUACUUCACGCAUUUCUCAGCAGGCAACUUAACGAUGAACUAUACUCUUAUCAAUUCGAAGAGUGGAACUUAAAAGAAUUCUUAACUAUCGGUCUUGAAUUAGCGCCAACAUAUAGUCUUCAACAUCGAAAUUGUCUGCUUAUUAUCCAACAUUUAUUAUUCAAACUGGAUAAGAAAGUAGCAACAAAGUCUAGGAAAAUCAAAUGUUUAUUUGAAAGAUUAAAUAAUCUUGAUUCAAAUUUAUGUGAAACAAAUCAUCCGGUUGAUAUUAUACAAGAUGAAUGGUUAAAUGACUAUAUUUUUCAUAUUCCUCAAGAUUGGUUGGGAUUAAGCAGAUAUGAUUAUCAAACUCUACGUGAUAUUCAUCGUAAUAAUCACUGGGUAACUUAUAUUUGGUCAAAACUUAUUAACUUGAGCCUUUUGAAAUUAGACACUACUAAAUGGAAUGAAGCGCUAGCACAAUUAAAUCAAUGGAUGAUCAAUGUAAAGUGUGAUAUUUACGAUGCCAAUGACACUUUGACAAUUAUUUUCGUUAAGAAUAUAUUCGAAAUUAUCAUUUCCAAGCAUACAAAAUCUGUGUUGUCUCUUCCCAAUAUUGAAUCGAUUCUUCAAUAUAUUCUACGUGCUAAAGAAGACAACUCAUCUUUAAUUGAUAGAAAACAAGUUGAUGAUUUCAUUCAGAACGUAUGUCAUUUGAUUCAGGAUAUCGUAUCACUAAACAGCACACGUGCAACAUAUGACGGACUCUUACAUUCGUCAAACGUUUCUUAUUUUCUUCCUUUCUUCGAUUUGAAUAAUAUAUUUACUUCAUCAAAUCCACAACUGUAUAAAUUUCCUGUUACAACACCCGAAAUCGAUACAAUUGUUUCUAUUUCCAAACCAAAUGAUAUCGAUAUAUCUGCGAUUGAUCCAAAAGAGCAAUACUUCUGCUAUUUUAUAAAACAAGUUAAUCAAUGGCUAGAAUGGUUUGACAAAUUUAUUGAUAUUUUUCAGUAUAUCAUCGAAUGGCUUAAAAACCGAAAAGUAGAUGGUGCUGAACAAUUAUUUAAUGAGAUAUAUACAAUCAAAGAUAAUUCAACGACUAAACUUAAUAAAAUAAAAAUGAUCAUCCAACAAAUUUUAAAAAUAAUCAAACCUCUCAAUAAUCUUCAACGCCUUUGUGAUCUAUUCAAUUGUCUGAACUUAUUUGAAGAUAUUAAUCCUGGUAGUUUAAGCCAUCCAGACCAAUGGAAAUCUUAUUUUGCAGAACUAAAACGGUUGCAUGUCAAUACUACAUUUACAGUCAAUCAUCAUGCAAUACAAGAUAUAACAUGCCCAAUUGAUGCUCGUCGACUUGUUCGCUGGUCAGUCGUUUGUCUAGAACUUGAUUGUAACAUAAAAAUAGAGUAUCAAAUUAAUACAUCUCAUUUAAAGAGUGACACAUUAUUUCACAAACAAAAUGUUCCUCUUCAUAAACAGAUUUUACGAGGAGAAUUUAAAACACAGCGAAGUGGCAGUUUAAAAAUAACGGUAGACAAUCAAACGGGACACGCACCACGAACAAUAUGGUAUCAAUGUAAAACAGUCUCUUUAUCAACAUGUCAUCUAUUUGAUGGCAUUUUCAGUAUGUUUCGUCAAAAAUAUUUUAAACAAUCAACUGAAAAUAUUAAAGAAAAUGAUUUAAUUAAAUUGAUGAGUGAAGUCUUCUCUUUUAUUGAUAAUCUUUUGAAUGGUAAUAUUACUUUACAAGAAAUGGGCUAUCUAAAAACUGUUUUUUACGAUAAAAAUAUUGACGUUAAAGAAGAAGUCAAAAAAUUGUUUGCUAAUCGUUCAAUCACAGACAAUCAACAAGAAACAAUGAGAACGACAACCACAACAACAACAACAAAUAUUCUUUCACAUAGUCAAAGUGACCGAGAAAUAGAACAAGUUUGUGAAUGGUUACGAACUUAUCAAUACUACAGUUAUCUUAAUAAUAUAAUCGAUUGUGUACAAAGAUUUAAUAUUAUUUCAAAUAGUGAUGAAAAUGAUAAAUCACUCGAUCAUCUACAAGAAAUGACUAUGAAUGAAAAUUGUUCUCUUAAAAAAAUCUCAGAAACUUACAAAGAUCUUUAUAAACGUUUUCAAAAACUAACAAAUCAUCAUUUACAAUUGAUUAAAACGAUAGUCGAAUGUUCAAAUGUUGUUCAAAUGAUGGAAAAAUUUGAUUUAUAUUCUAGUAAUGGAUUACGUCGAUUUCAAGAAUUACGAGAUAAUUUAACAACACAAUUUCAAUUACAAGAACGCAAUAAUAUGAUUCUUAAUUCAUGGAUUAUUAGUUAUGCUCUAUGUGAACCAUUUGUUCGUCAAGUAGAAAAAUUAGAAGACUUUAUAGAUAAUCUUGCAAAAUUAUCAAAUAUUGAUGAAAGUUCAUUGGAACAUAUCAAAGCUGUCAAUGAUAAUAUACAAAUUGUAAAUAUGUGGCUAACAGCAGAAGAAACAACAAUGUUAGACAAUGCUCUCAUUACAAUGGAACAUUUAUACAAGACGGGUAUAGUAAACAUUCAUCUAAGACAUUUAAUGAAUGAGCAAUCCUUCUUUGAAAUCGAAUAUUCAAUUGGCAAAGUAUCAGCACAAAUUAAUAGAACAAAUGAAUCCGAUUGUGAUGACGAAGAAAUAGAAGAACAACAAGAAAAAAUAACAUUCACAUUGUCUAUGAGUGAUAUUGACGAUCAUAAACGUCAAUUAACAUUUUGUAAUGUUGAUCUACAAAAAAAUAUGAUUGAUAAAAAAAUAUUAUUAAAUGAGCAAUUAAAACUAUUAUAUACGAUAGAAAAAAUUUAUUUAGUUCUUAUUAAACUAGAAAAAGUUGGUCAUCCAAAUCAUCAAUUAAAAGACUACAGUUAUAAAAUUUAUGAUCAAUCAGGUAAAAUUAACAAAAUAUUAUCCGAUUUGAAAGAUAAACAAGAUAAUAUUGAACAAGAACUUGAACAAGCAAUUAAACGUCGAACAAUUGAUUUUGAAUCAAUUUAUCGUGAUUUAGAAGCUCAUUAUGACAGAUGGAUAAGAGAUUUAGAAAAUUAUCGAUAUGAAAGUCGAUUAUUAAAAUUAUUUUCAAAUCGUCAAGUUAUGAUUAUGAUCAUUUUAUUGACAAUAUCAACAACACAAAAUCAAAUUCAAUAAUAUGGUUCAUCGGCAGAUACAGGUCUACAAAACUUAUGUUCUUUUUUAAAAGAUUUAUUCAAUAAUGGAAAAGAAUUAUUAACAAAAAAUACAAUGAUUAAUGAAAAUCAACAAUUUCUUAUUACACUCAAUUCUCAAGAACAAAUACAAGAUAAAAUUAAAAUUGACAAUGAUAUUGACAUUGAUAUGGAUACAUUUUGUAUUCUUUUAAAUAUUUUUAAUGAUCGAUUACCAGCUGAUUAUCAAAUAUUGUGGUGUUCUAUUUCGACGGAUGAUGAUAUUCGAUUAUUUUUUUCACGGGUACGAACAUUUCGAUAUUUGACAUUUGUCGUUAUGGAUAUUGAUAAAAUGCAUCAUCGACUACGAGAAUUAUUAUUAAAUGAAAAAGAUUCAUUAGCAAAACAAUCUGAACCACAUGGACCGAUUUAUUAUUUUUCAAGAGAAUUAAUAUCAUCUAACAAAGGUUUACGAUCAUUUUAUAUAAGACCUCAAUAUCGAAAUCCAUCUCAAACUUAUUCACAAUUUAUGUCAUUAUUACGAAGAAAUAAUUUUUCAUCCCCACAAAUUCAAAUCAUAUAUGGAACUAGUGGAGUUGGAAAAACUCAUCGUAUAAAAACAAAAUAUAAAGAUCAUAAUACAUCAUGUGUAAGUAUUAAUGAUAGAUUAAAUUUAUCAUCAUUAAUUAAUACAUUUCUAUCAUUGGAAUCGAAAAUAUCAAAUGAUCAACCAUCAAUCUAUUUUAAUAUUUCUAUUCAUGCAGUUUUUAAACAAUUAAAUCAUGCACUUUUUUCUUUAUUUGUAUGUGGUUCAUUAAAUGAUCACGAUAGUGGUCUUACAUUUUCACCAUCAAUGGCAACACCAUGGCGAUUUGUUAUUGAAAUACCUUAUACAGAUAAAUGUACUAAAACGAUUAAAGAAAAUUUUGAUCAAAUAUUACCUAUACUUUCGAUUAUAUCAUCAAAUAAUAUAGAAGAAGUUACUGAUGCUAAUUAUCAAUUAUAUAUAGGUGAAGAAGAAGAACUUGUUGCAAGAUUUCUUAAAGCUUAUGAAAAUCGAACUAUUGAUCGUGUUUUAAGAGAAAAUUUAAUUUAUGAUGAAGAAUUCUUGUGUUUUGAUCCAUUAACAGAUCAUAAUGAAUGUCGCCAACAUAUAUACAAUUGUAUUGAAAAAUAUGCACCAGAAUUGCCAAGAAAUAAAAUUAUUGAGCUUUCAUUUACAAAAUUUUUAUAUCGUCGUAUUCGAUUUUUUACAGGAUUUUAUUAUUGUUAUAAUAUGACUAUUGAACGUCUUGGUUCAAUUACGAUGAAACAAAUGAUAAAUGAAGCAAAAAAUCUUACUCAAAUAAAUUUUUCUUCAAAUGAAUAUCCACGUAUCUAUCUUGUUUAUGAUCCAGAUUUUUCAUUACAUUUAUUGCAUAAUAAUUGGCAAGAAGUUCCAUCAACAUUAAAAUCUCUUUUCGAUAAUCGAGAUCCGUUGAAAACAGAAGAAUAUAGAAAUAAAAAUUAUUUCAUUAAAUGUUUAUCAUGGUUAAUAGAUAUUCCUUAUGAUACAUUUGAAACAAUAAUGAAUGAAACAAAAUUUAUUUUAACAGAAAAUUUUGCUUAUAAACUUUUUCAUGUUCAUGAAAGAAAACUAACAAGAUUACCUUUAAUUAUUGAAGGUGAAACAGGUGUUGGAAAAACUUUUCUUCUUAAAUUUUAUUCAUUAUUACUUAAUUCCAAUGAAAUUUAUAAUAAAAUUCAUAAUAAUAUUAUACCACGAAUUCAUGAACGUAUAAGUUUAUGGUUAUUGAAAUAUAUUAUCAAAGAUAUUCUAGAAAAUGAACCUAAUUUAUUAAAUCAAUUUCUUCAACGAAUAGAAUCAAAACUAGAUGAUAUCGAGAAUACAAAUGAUAUUGAAGAAGAAAACGAAGAUUUAUUUCAAGAAGAAAAUCAACCUAUAAAUUAUGAACUCUUGUUAGAAAUAAAAGAAUCUUUAAAAAAUUCUAAAUAUAAUAAUAAUAUUCUACGAAUUAUAUGGAAAACAAUUCUUACUGUCUCAAACGAAAAUGAUGAUAAAAUUGUUGAAAAACUUGUUGUUGCAUUGCAUAAAUUUGUAACAUCACAUUUAAUAGAUUUUCCAUUAAUUGAAAUUAGUAUUCAAUUACAAAAGUUAUUAAAUAAAUUAUAUCUACCAACAGUUGAAGAAUCUAUUGAAAUUUUUAAUGAAUUCAUUAACCAUACUUGUUUUAAACCAUUAUUUUAUCGUCUUCUCUUACAUCCUGGUGUAACAGAAAAACAAAUUGAAGAUUUCAUGUUUCCUAUUUCUCAAUUAGCUGAACAAAUACCUAAUAUUGAAUUAGUCAUAUUUUUUGAUGAAGUUAAUACAUCUUCUUGUCUUGGUUUAUUUAAAGAAAUGUUUAUCGAUGUAACAUUACAUGGAAUUAGUGUACCAAAAAAUAUCUUCUUUANNNNAAAACAAAUUGAAGAUUUCAUGUUUCCUAUUUCUCAAUUAGCUGAACAAAUACCUAAUAUUGAAUUAGUCAUAUUUUUUGAUGAAGUUAAUACAUCUUCUUGUCUUGGUUUAUUUAAAGAAAUGUUUAUCGAUGGAACAUUACAUGGAAUUAAUGUACCAAAAAAUAUCUUCUUUACUGCAGCCAUUAAUCCAUUAAUAAAUCUUAAUAAUGAUUUUCAAGUUCAUCGUCGUGAUUAUAUUGUACAUGAAUUACCACAAUCGUUAGAUAAUCUUAAAGUUUCUUAUGGAAUAUUAGAUUCAAAUACAUUAACAGAUUAUAUCAAACAAAAAAUAUCAAGAUUUACUGUUACUUCAACAAGGAAUACUCAAACGCAAAUGCCAUUAGAAUUAUAUGUACAAGAAAUGCUCACUCAAUCUAUUCUUCAAGCACAAGAAUUUUGUGAAAUACAUCUCGGUAUUAUUUUUUUUUUAUUAAAAUUAUUUGAAGAUAAUCGUAACUAA
Rotaria sp. Silwood2 is the source of this 6369-nucleotide messenger RNA. NCBI's taxonomy places the organism in Eukaryota, Metazoa, Rotifera, Eurotatoria, Philodinida, Philodinidae. The record is from the annotation of a GenBank genome assembly.